Molecule: messenger RNA, 6906 nt
Organism: Bursaphelenchus okinawaensis
Lineage: Eukaryota; Metazoa; Nematoda; Chromadorea; Rhabditida; Aphelenchoididae
Source: the annotation of a GenBank genome assembly
AUGACUGAAUAUGGUUACGGAAGUAGUAAUGGCUACGCGCCUUUUAUGGUAAGAUAAGAUAACAUGGUAUAUUAGUAGGGUUUAGCUAUAUUGUAGGAUAAGAUAUAUAGUUUAAGAUACAGUAGGGCAAGGUAUGUUAUAAAAUUUAUUUUCACGUACAAUAAGGUGGCAUGGUUACUUAGUAAAGACUGAAUUGUAAUAGCUAUAGUAUAGUUUUAGCAAAAACUUUAAAUUAUAUUAUUUUACUAUGUAAUGAUGGUAUAUGACCUAUAGUAACAUAGAACCAUGAAAUAACUUUGUGAUCUUUUAAGUAUUUAAUGUAGACUUUAAGUUAAUGUAAGCCUACUAUGACGACUGUACUUUUAAAUGUGUUGAAAGUUGUCUCUACCAUCAUACAUUUCUACCAUACGACUUUAAACAUACCCAUAUCGUAUGUUUAAGUUGUAGAUUACACUUUGUGUUUUAAAUAGUAAAUCUAAACUGUAAGCCGGAUGGGCGAAGAACGCUGAGCUUAAGGUUGUUAUCUGAUAUUAAUAUCAGCCUUCUUAAAUAGUAAGAGAUUACUUUACUGUGUAAAGGUAGUUGAGUGUACAUAAACAGUUAUUACAUUACUCUGGCUAAGCUAUAUCAUUAUUAAGUUGCUUUAACUAAGUUGUGACAUUACCGAGCUAACAUAACUUGGUUACAUUACAGAGUAUAAUAAACUAGUUAUAACAUUACUCAGUUAAAACAACCUAGUUAUUACAUCACUAAGUAGAAUUGGUACGUAUAAUAUGGUACACUUGCGAUUACGAUAUUGGCUGGUAUGUUUGCUUAUAUCAUAGUUAACAUGGUGAUAUUUAGAGUAUAACAUAGUGGUUUGCAGAGUAUUUUUGAGUUGUUUUUGGUACAAACAUUAGAACUUAAGUAGCAUAGUAAAGUCUUGUCAUCAGAGUCAAGUAGCUAAGGGAGGGGUGUUCUAAUAAAGCAAAGUCGGGUGGCUUUUCUUAAUGAUUUGUAAAAAUGGAUUUUUUACUUUUAUAGUAUUAUAUUGCUCGUCUUACCUUUUCUACUGUUAUAUAAAAUACUAUUGUACAUAUCACAGUAAAUGUGCCUUACUAUUAUAUAACAGAACUAGACAGUUAGUACAAUGUAUAAUUAGAAGUAUACUAUGUACUAUGUGUUUUUAAGUAUAAAUUAUGAAAUUUGGGGGAUAUGCGACAUACUAUAGUAGGGCAGUUUUACAGUAUUUUGUAGUUAUUAUAACGUAUCUUUUCUAGAAAAGAUACGUUAAAAGUCAUGCCAAGAAACGUACGAGCAAUGAAUAGACAUAACGACAAACAAUGUAGAAUGUAGUCAUUUGAACAGCUUGACGUUGUUUUAUCUUGAGAAACGUCAUGUUCAUCUACAUAAACAUAAGUGGGUUGGGGUACGUACCAUAUUUGUAUUUACAGAGUAUGUUGUUUGUAGGGGCACUUAUUGUACUUUAGGUACAAAAUUCUGUUUUAUAUGAUUUGCAUAUAUGAAGUUAUCUUAACUUUGUAUAUGGUAUACGGUUAACAUAGUAACUUUAUAUAAGGUUAAAAUAGGUUUAAAGCUCUUUAAAAUAUAUUAUUUACAAGUUCUUGCCCCAAUGACAUCACAACGCAUUGUUAUCUACUGUCGUACAACCUGUUUAUAUCUUGUGCUUGUUUACCUUGCGUAUCGCACUUGUUACAGUCUUUGUUGUAGUAACUAUGGCUAUUAUGUUAUAACGGCAUCGGCUUGUUUAUGCAUUGAAUGCGAUCUUUGAUGACAGAACUCGUACAACGUUUAUGUGAUGACUAAAAGUAUAUAAGUAUAGCGUUCUCUAUAAGGUUAGUUCAAAAGUAGGUAUUAUUUGGGGGAGGGGGGGGGGAGAGGGGUAGGAAAGAGGGCAGGGUAGAGAGAAAGAGAGACUUUUAUUAAAGAAAUAUAGAAGGAGGGGGGGGGGAGAGAAAGAGAGGAAUUGCGUGAUUACCCUGCCCCCCCCUUACCUCUCUUCGUCUUAAACCGCCUUACCUCACAAUACCUCGCCCUAUUCUACCUCACGUUACUUUACCUUGUCUUACUCUACUUUGUCCUACCUCUCCUUACCCCACCCUACUUCACAUUACUUCACCCUACCCCACCCUACCUUAUUAUACCCUGCCCUACCUCUCCCUACAUCGCUUUACUGCAACUUCUAAAAUUUUACUGUACCACCUGUACCUAUAUGUUUUUCCAACAAUUAUGUUUCCACCGUACUCUGCUCCUCUGUCCCCCCUUUUAUGUGCACCUUAAGGCACCGAAAGUGGUUUCUUAUUGUCUUUGGCUUUGUUUGAAAGUAAAUCGAGUAGCUAGCUGUCAAAAAAAAGCGGCAUUUCGUUCGAAAUUCAGACGUUUCACUUUUUGCGAAAAAAAGUAUGCAUAAUUUUACAGUUUUCUGGUGGGUAGCUACCGCAAUAUAACACGUUAAAGGGGGAAGGGGUAGACUGUGACAAUAUAACACGUUAAGAAGUGUUAGGGCUUUGACGAUACAACAGGUUAUAAGAGGGUAUGACUACUACAAUAUACAACGUUAAGGGGGUAUGGGUAGAUUUGUAGGUAUAGUAAAAACUUCUGAUAAUAACCUAGAUACAACAGUAUUUUAGGUCAUUUAAAAACUAAUUUUUCAAUAAAAUCGAUCGUAUUUUAUCUAAAAUUCAUAUUUUCCAUCAUAAAAAGAAUUUUUUAGUGGUACGAUGACAUGUCUUUAUAUAUAAUGCAUGACAUUCAUUAUGUAGACUAAGAAAACAUGUCUUUUAUCAAAAGAAUGUAGUAUGCUAACAAAUUUUACCAUAUAUAUUUAGCUUUUACUCUUUUUGACUGUGAGGUAUAAGUAUUUACAAGCUUUAUUAAAAUUUGUAUAAUAAUUAAUUUUGGAUUACAGUACCUAUAUUUAUGAUUACAUUACUCAUAUGUAUGUAGUACUGAACACAAGAUGAUUUAUUACUUUUAGUUUCUAAUUUGAAUUUCUUCAAAAUUCAACUUUUUUAAUUUCAGUCAUAUUCAUCUGAACCGCGACGAAAAACUUCACAAUGCACUUUAUCGCCGUCGCUCCUAGAAUCUGAAAACGAGGAUUCAGAAGGCGCUACUGGAAUUGGAGCACGAUCCAAAAGCACAAACGACGCUGGACGUAGAGUAAGUUUUACAACUAUUUUUAAAAUAUAUGUUAGAUGGUAAAACGUUUUUGAUAGUUAUUUUGUAGGCAUCAGACUUUAAGCAACUAGUCUUUGUUGCCUCAGCCCUAGCCUUAGCACUGGCACUAUAACAGUGCAUUGUCAUACCAAGAGUAUUUUUUAUUGAGUAUUUUUACACUGAAGUACGGGUAGGUCAGCAUAUUAAGCCAUAUGUUGACUAUAACAAUAUGUUUCUUAUAGCAAAGCUGCUCAAGACUUGUUUUAUUCUAACUAUAACAUAUUUUAAAGUAUGUUAAAAGUAAAAUAUACAUGAAUACAUCUACAGUACCACUAAGAUACGUUGGUCUGUCGCCCUUUUGUUGCUUAAUCUCUUUGUUAUGGCAGUAAUUGAAACCAUAUCAUUGAGAACUAAUCCCAAACUAAAAUAUCCACAGUUACAUACGUUUCUAGGGAUAUGUUUUAUACAUAUACUAUUACAUUUCUUUACAUCUUUAUAUUUAAUGCACUUUUAAACAAUUUCAAGUUUUUUUCGAACAUUUUUGAUUUUAGGUUAUUAUAAUGUUCAUAUAAUUCUGAGCCAAAGCAACUUUUUGAGUUAGGGAACUCAUAAUUAUUUGAACAACCUAAUACUUCUUAAACUUCACAUAAAGGACCGCCGGCUGAAAUGAAUAAAGUUAAAAUUUUAUAUGCAAAUAAUCAAUUUUUUCGUAUUUUACAUAAUUUUCAAAUUUUCAGCCGAGUCGCAACUCUCUGGGCGUAACCACUCCCCAAUCGCCAGCCCGCUCCCCCUCUAAUCUCUCCGUCCCGCGACGUCAGCAACGUCGCAUGAGUGUUGACGAGAGUCAGCAACGUCGACUACAACAUCUGGCUGCCAGAACCGGGGUCCUAACAGCACCAAACGGUCACAAACUCUCGUUGUCUGGGUUUGGCAUGAUGAAUGGAGCCAAUGGAGAUGAGGUAGGGUAACAUAAUAUACUUUUGGUGUAUUAAGAUACCAUGGAAUACGUAAUGUAUUUUUGGUACAGUAAGAUGCUUUUGGGUACUGUAAGAUGAUUUUGAGUUUUGGUACAAAGUUCAAGCUACUUUAAUAUAUAUUUUGUUAGGAAUCUCUUAAAGGACCUGUAAAGAUAGCGUUUGAAAAAUCGCCAUGAACCUGGCAUAUGUCUUAGCGUGGCGGGACCAAAAGGAAAUUCUCGCGUAAAAUAUUUUUAGAAAUUUUUUUCAUGGAUAAUAUUUCGAUGAAUCUCCUUGAUUUCACUACAAAUUGCUGUUCUAAAUAUUGUCUCUGUGCUGUAAAAUGCUAUUGCUGGCUGAAGUUUUCCAGGUUUUAUCUGAAUUUACACUUUUUUGUUAUUAUAGUGUAUUUUCCGGUAACGUUUUGAGAACUUUGGCCAGAUUCAAGUUAAAUAAACUUUAAAAGUUGAUUGGUGAGUAUUUUUUAUAAUAUUUAUGUUGUUUUAGAUGAAUAAUCUAUUUUUAGACACCCAUUAUUAAGUUCCAACUGUUUUGAUGUAACUUCGCACUUCGAUGUUGUUAUAGCGCAAUGUCGAGCUAAAAGAUGAAAGCUUUGGCCGUUUUUGGACUUGAAAACUUACAGAAUGGCUGGAGAAGACGUUAAAGAAUGUUUUUAAACUGUCGUGGACAAUUCUGGCUCAAAAAGCAGGCUAAGGAAGGAUUUCUGCCGGAUACGAGCUAAAACAAGGUCAACAAGCAAUUCGUAAGUGUUUUAUUGCCAUUUUUGUUAUUUUAGGUAUCAAAUUGGCCAGUUUAACUAAUUGUAUAACUUGUCAUAGACUUUCGGCUAUUUUAAUAUCAUAAACACUGCCCAAUUCUCAGUUGUUACCUAAAAAUUCUGCAUUAACAGAAUAUUCUGGUAAAGACAGACGGAAAUUAGUUGGAAGAGGACAUGCACUUGUGGAUUUAGCUUAGUUAGCCAAUUUCUACCUAAAACAACAAAAAUGGCAAUAAAAUACUUACGAAUCGCUUGUUGACCUUGUUUUAGCUGGGAUCCGGCAGAAAUCCUUCCUUAGCCUGCUUUUUGAACCAGAAUCGUCCACAACAGUUUAAAAACAUCCUGUAGCAUAUUCUCCAGCCAUUCUGUAAGUUUUCAAGUCCAAAAACGGCUUAAGCUUUUAUCUUUUAGCUCGACAUUGCGCUAUAACAACAUCGAAGUGCGAAAUUACAUCAAAACAGUUGGAACUUAAUAGUGGGUGUCUAAAUAUAGAUUAUUCAUCUAAAACAACAUAAAUAUUAUAUAAAAUACUCACCAAUCAACUUUUAAAGUUGUUUUAACUUGAAUCUGGCCAAAGUUCUCAAAACGUUACCGGAAAAUACACUAUAAUAACAAAAAAGUGUAAAUUCAGAUAAAACCUGGAAAACUCGAGCCAGCAAUAGCAUUUUACAACACAGACAAUAUUUAGAACAGCAAUUUGUAGUGAAAUCAAGGAGAUUCAUCGAAAUAUUAUCCAUGAAAAAAAUUUCUGAAAAUAUUUUACGCGAGAAUUUCCUUUUGGUCCCGCCACGAUAAGACAUAAUGCCAGGUUCAUGGCGAUAUUUCAAAAAUGGAUUUUUCGGGGGUUUACAGGUCCUUUAAUAGGACCUACUUGUAGGUACUAUAAUAUAUACUGUUUGAAUAGUGUAUCGUAGAUUCGGAUAGUAAAACACAUUUUAGAAUCAAUUUACAUAGUUUAUGAUAAGAAGAGCUUAAAAAUAAAAAAAUUUUUUCAGCGUCAAGACGCGAGGACGAGAAUCAGUCGAGCUACACGAGACUUUGCUGAAACUGGAGACUUUGGAUUGACAUUGCAAGAACAUUUGAAGCUCACGAGUUACCAGACUUUAAUGCUAACACAAACAUGGCCAAGGAUGAAGGCUAGCGUCUUCAACAGUGUUUUCAGGUAAAAUAAGCUACAGUUUAUUAGCAUAAUAAUAAAUAUUGAUUAAAAAAUGGUUUUUUCCUCAAAUUUUUAAAAAUGACGUUUCGUUUAGUUUUUUUUGGUUUAAAAGUAUAUAGAAAAUGCAAAAAGUCAUAACCAUAAGCUUGUAGCUGGUAUCAAAAUUUUUUUGUCGACAUUUAAAUUAGAAUACUACGGUUUAAAUUUAAAAAAGUUAUGUAAAAUAAAUUCUUUUUUUGUUUAUUCGUUACUUACUUUCAGAGAAUUGUCGCAGCGAUGUCCCAAAGUGAAAGAGUUGUUCCAGAAGACGAGUAUCGUUGGUGGAUUCUCGGCCAACAAGUGCUACGACAUCAAGGAACAUGUAAAACAACUAAUCGAGCUCUAUGAUCUCAGCAUCCAGGAUCUGAAUGCACCGUGCAAGAUUUCACAGGUAAAAACCCUACCUCAAUGUUAUAUUAUGUAGUUAUUAUUCUUUAUAAUCUACUUUUUACGCUUUUUUAAUUUUAAAAUUUUUAAAAUUUUAGUUUUUUGAAUUUUAACUUUUCAAAUUUUUUUAAUUUUAAAAUUUCAAAAUGUCAAAAUAAUGCCAUUCUUUCCAGGACCGCCUAAUGAACAUAGGUGAGCAACACUUCUCAAUUUGUGGCCCUGGAGCCAGUAGUAUCUGGGACGAUCUGGGUGUAGCUCUAACUGAAGCCAUAUCCAAAGCCGACGCUACACGAGGGAAGCGAGAAGCCUUCAAGGCUUACAUCGCCUUGACAUCGUUCCUAGUGGACUCGAUGAAGGCUGGCUACAGUCAGCAAGCCAAGAGAAAGAGCCUGACUAGGGCUUCUAAUGGGCAUCUUAACAAAAAUAUGUAA